Sclerotinia sclerotiorum 1980 UF-70 is the source of this 1449-nucleotide messenger RNA. RefSeq lists its product as hypothetical. The transcript is spliced from 3 exons. NCBI's taxonomy places the organism in Eukaryota, Fungi, Ascomycota, Leotiomycetes, Helotiales, Sclerotiniaceae. Bases 1 to 1449 code for a protein of 482 amino acids. Gene Ontology annotation, molecular function: 3',5'-cyclic-GMP phosphodiesterase activity; 3',5'-cyclic-AMP phosphodiesterase activity. Gene Ontology annotation, biological process: cAMP catabolic process; negative regulation of glucose mediated signaling pathway; cGMP catabolic process. The record is from RefSeq and is a predicted model, not a curated record.
AUGGUUGAUGAUACACAAAGUGAGGAUGGCAAGGGAAAGGGCAAUUCUUUACAGGUUAUUGUUUUGGGAGCCGGUGGUGGACCUUUGGAAGACAACUGUACCGCGUUCUUGGUACGAUCAAUAGCACAAGGAUGGACUAGAGGUUCUGUCCUCGCUGUAGAUGCCGGAGUACAUCUUUCAUCCAUCCAAACUCUUCUCCAACAAUAUCAACCAUUACCACCCGAAAGACCACACGUACUCCAAGAUGGACUUUUAGCAGGAUUAGAACUCCCUUAUCAAUCCGCCGGCGCAAAUACUGCUCACAUAGCACGUAACUUAAUCGGAGCCCAUCUCAUCACCCAUCCACACAUUGAUCAUAUCGCGGGUGGGGUGGUCAGCACCGCAAGUCCUAGUUCUAAGCCGAGGAGAAUUGCGGGGUUGGCUAGUACGAUUGAGGCGUUGAAAGAUCAUAUUUUUAACGAUAUCAUCUGGCCGAAUUUGACGGAUGAGAAUGGUGGUGUGGGAUUGGUGACUUUUAUGAGGUUGAUGUCAGGGGGUUCGUCACUUUUGGGUGAUGGAGUAACGAAGGGGUAUAUGGAGGUUGUGGAGGGACUUGGUGUGAAGUCUUGGGCUGUUAGUCAUGGAAUUUGUUCUAAGCCAUUUCCUUAUCAAGCAUUAAAUAACCCCGCAAAUGAUACCGACCUCCCCCGACCUCCACCCAGAACACUCGACCACAUCCCCGCACCUCUCAUCGCAGACGCUAUCGACAGUGUAAACAAAAGCCUAGGCAUGUCCUUCACGGCCCCAACCACCGACCCCUUCCGCGUCUACACCAGCUCCGCAUUCUUCAUCCACGACGUAGCCAGCAGCCACGAAAUCCUCAUCUGGGGGGACGUAGAACCGGAUUCCCUCUCGGCCUCUCCACGCAACGCCCAAGUCUGGCAAGACGCCGCGCCCAAGGUCGUCGCCGGAAACCUCAAAGGUAUCUUCAUCGAAUGUUCCUACGACGACAGUCGCAGCCCAGAAAUGUUAUUCGGACACCUAACCCCACGCUACCUGAUCGAAGAACUCAAAGUCCUCGCCGCCGAAGUUGAAAAAUUCCGCGGCGGAGUCUCGCCCCGUCGACGCCCGCGCGACCGCUUUAUCACCGAAGGUCAAGUUGCCGGCUCCGGCGCAAGUAGUCGCUUGGAAUAUCUCCGGAAAUCGAUCGCCAUGCGCGAGAAAGAUAGGAUUCAGGGUAUGCGACCAUCGUUGGCGACGGCGCCGAAUUUCUUCUAUUCCCAUCGGAAGGGCUCGCUUGUGGGUCCGCUCGAUGGCGUCAAGGUGGUUAUUAUUCAUGUCAAGGAUACGUUAGAUGAUAGGGAGGAUGUGAGGGAGGUUAUUUUGAGGGAGUUGGGGAAUCAUGAGGAGAAGCUUAACUUGGGGUGUGAGUUUGUGGUUAGUGAGAAGGGGAUGAGUGUUUGUUUGUAA